CCCCGCUCUCCGACCAAACAUGAUGUCCGUCCGCUCUUUGCUCGGCGCCUCGACCGGUGCCCUCCGCCAAUUUCUCCCCUCCUUGUCCCGCAAACCCGCCGGUCUUCUUUCGCGGUCAUUCUCGCAAUUGGCAAAGCUCCCUUUCAGCAAUGGCCUUCGUCUACUGCGCUCCGGAAAGCAGACGGGUGUUGUUAGCGCGACGUUGAGACAGAUUGAGCAGGUCCGCGGGAUGAAGACACGGUCUUCGGUCAAGCGGCUGUGCGAUGGUUGCAAGCCCGUGCGGAGAAAGAACCGUGUCUAUAUCAUUUGUUCGAAGAACCCCAAGCACAAGCAGCGUCAAGGCAAAUAGACCAGAGGGGAUGAAUCCUAUCUCACUCAGGAGCUCGGAGACGACCCUUGUGUGUACUUCGAGUAGGGGGUUUACCUACGUUGAGGAAGAUGGCGGAAAAUCAGGUCUCACGAAAACAACACUUUUGCAUUGUAUGCGGUCUCUCUCAUGGGUGAGAGUUGGAUGCGUGGAUCACAGGGCUAUAGGCUGUCGGGGUCUUGACAUUGGGAAGAACCGUGCAUAUUCAUGGGAUACGACCAACUGGUUGGUUUAGGCGCUUUCCUUUCUUUGUUGCAUUUUUGUUCUCCAUGUACAUUAAUUCGGUUCUAUACACUUCAUUCCUC
Aspergillus saccharolyticus JOP 1030-1 is the source of this 672-nucleotide messenger RNA. RefSeq names its product 50S ribosomal protein L36. Gene Ontology annotation, biological process: translation. NCBI's taxonomy places the organism in Eukaryota, Fungi, Ascomycota, Eurotiomycetes, Eurotiales, Aspergillaceae. The transcript has 3 exons. The record is from RefSeq and is a predicted model, not a curated record. Bases 20 to 349 code for a protein of 109 amino acids. Gene Ontology annotation, molecular function: structural constituent of ribosome. Gene Ontology annotation, cellular component: ribosome.